AUGGAUGGUCCAGCUCGUCUCGAGCCGUCUACAAGAGAGAAUCUAAGGGGCGCCCCUUCAGGCGAGUAUCUGCGCAACAUGGAGCUGCCUGUAGUAGUGUCCGAACAAUCGGCAACGCAGAGCAUUGAGGAAAGCGUGGCUGAGUCAGGAGAUAGUGUCUGGUGGCGACUUUUCAAGUUUGUGGUUCUUGUUGGAAUCAUUGUCGGAUUGUAUGAGCUGAGCGUGAAGCUUGGAUCUCUCACUCUCGACUUGAGGUUGGAUAUCAAGAAAAAAGUCCCGAUAUGGUCGAUAUGCGUCACAUUUGUUAUUCUCAAUAUUGUGUACAAGCUUCUUCCAGUGCUUUACCUGUGCCUUCCUCUCAAUCUGGUGGCGGAAGUCGCGCUUGCGGACAAGUUAGGACCAGAGAAAGCAACGAUAAUCAUGCAAGCAAUGAUGGCUUCUGAUGCCAUAGUGUUCUACGUCCUGCACAUCCGAUGGAAGGAUACGGUGGACGAAAUCCUUGCUGGACGAAUGUGGUGGAUGCCUUCGGAGCUCGCCGCCAUUGUCUUCCUGUUCAUGGCAUGUUACUUCAUGGAUGACUUGGUCAAUCUCAUGUGGCUAAGUACUCGAUCCGGUAUCACAUUUCCUGUCUUCCUUGUUGGAUUUCUCCCUGGACUCGCUGCGGAGUAUCCCAAACAAGUGUUGCGUCUAAGGAUUGUUAUCUCUGUAGCAGAUGUCAUUGGAUCAGGUUCCAGCAACAUCUUCUCUAUCCUUACCAGCAAAGAUCUACAAGAGAGAUUGCAACUGACUCCUGCAUUUAUUGUGAUCUUUGUUCUCGUCAACAUUGUUCCUACUUUUAUUGUUUACAUCGCCCACAUCAAUUUCAUUCUCCGUGCGGUCGUCAGCUGCUACAAGAGAAAGUCAAGUCGAAAUGCGCACGCACCAGAUGACAAUGAAGCUUUUGCACCUGGAAGUGACAGCGGCGAAAUAGAAAUCGGCUCAGCACAUGCCGAACAGGAUAAGAAGGAAGAGGACUAA
Messenger RNA from Guillardia theta CCMP2712, 1017 nucleotides. RefSeq lists its product as hypothetical. The transcript is spliced from 7 exons. The coding region runs from base 1 to 1017 and encodes 338 amino acids. Lineage: Eukaryota; Cryptophyceae; Pyrenomonadales; Geminigeraceae. The record is from RefSeq and is a predicted model, not a curated record.